UCUGCGCACGCUCUUGCCCACUGCGGGCGGGGUAGCUGAGGAGGCUCCGCGCGCCCUCCUGACAGGCCGAGGGAGACGCCGCCGCCGCCGCCGCCAGGACGAUGCUGCAGCCCCGACGCCGCUCACGUUGAGCCCGCCGGUGGUGGGCCUUGUAAGAAUAAUGUUGAACAUCCAUCCUCUGGAGAACCUCAAGGUUUACAUCAGCAGCCGACCUCCGCUUGUGGUGUUUAUGAUCAGCGUCAGUGCAAUGGCGAUUGCCUUCCUGACCCUGGGCUAUUUCUUUAAGAUUAAGGAGAUCAAGUCACCUGAAAUGGCAGAGGACUGGAAUACUUUCCUUCUGCGGUUUAAUGACUUGGACUUCUGUAUUUCGGAGAACGAAACGUUAAAGCAUCUAAUUAAUGACACCACGACUCCGGAAAGUGCCAUGACCAGUAGCCAAGCCAGGCCUUCCACACCGUCGCCGCAGACUCUUGAGGAUUCUGGUCCAAUCAACAUCUCAGUAGUCAUCACUCUGACUCUGGACCCCCUCAAACCCUUUGGUGGCUUUUCCCGAAACGUCACACACUUGAGUUCCACCUUUUUUGGACACCAAAUUGGGCUCUCAGGCAGAGAAGCUCACGAGGAAAUCAACAUCACAUUUACCCUGCCCGCCGCCUGGAACUCAGACGACUGCAUUCUCCACGCUCGUUGCGAGCAAGUCAGCUUCACCACCUGCAUGACGGUUACAGCAGCCAGCACUGUCUUUCCAGUCACAGUUCAGCCGCCUCAUUGCAUUCCGGAAACGUACAUUAACGCCACUUUCUGGUACAAGAUCUUUACCACUGCACGGGACUCCAACACAAAAUACGCCCAAGAUUACAACCCUUUCUGGUGUUACAAAGGAGCUAUUGGAAAAGUCUAUCACGCAUUAAAUCCUAAACUGACUGUUAUUGUUCCAGAUGAUGACCGCUCCCUAAUUAACCUGCACUUAAUGCACACCAGUUACUUCCUCUUUGUGAUGGUCAUCACCAUGUUCUGCUACGCUGUCAUCAAAGGCAGACCAAGCAAACUACGGCAAAGCAAUUCAGAGUUCUGCCCUGAGAAGGCCGCUUUUACAGAAGCGUGAUCCGCCAGUACCUUCCUCCAAAAGCGACCGAGUCUGCAAUCGUUGCCUGCUGAACCCAGAACUGGGCCCUCAUUCUUUACGGUUUCAGUAUCUUGUGACGUUGGGUUAUUCCAACCAAAGACUUUUUAAGUGCCUGUAAUGGAUAUUUAUAUAAAGUGUACUUGGAACCGGUUAAAGCCAGGGCACUCGAUCACAUUUGUAGUGCAGCUGGUACUGUUUGGAACCAUUUUCCCUGUUCGUGUUGGACUGUUUUGUGACGGUGAGGCUCUGUGUGGUCAGAGCCAGAGGGGGUGUCUCUUUUAAUUAUUAUUAUUAUUAUUAUUUGCUGCAUUGGGACAGUUAAGAUGCCUUUUGCAAGCAUCUCAAAAGGAAAAAAAGCACCUUAUUUUCCCAGUGGUAUGUACAGCGUGUUGGAGACGAUCUGCAUCUCUGCUACAAUACUGCAACUCUACAUGGACUCAGUGUGCGAGAGAGACAGUUUCUUCUUUUCCAUUCACACCAUGCUUGCAGAAAGAUACCAAUAUCCCUAGAUAUAUAUAUAUCUAGACACCCCUAGAUGUAUAGGGGUGGAAACAACAACACCAUAUUCCUGUUUUACUACUGGCUGUAGCUAGGAAAGAUAGCGUGCUUGUCAUUUUAGAUUCAGAAAAGCAAAACUUCCGUCAAAAGUGCUAAAAUGUUGAAGUUGCUUCAGGCUGCCUCUUUGUUGGUUUCAUCCUGGAUCUUGAAUCAGAGGAGUCCCUGUAGCACAGCUUUUAAUGAUAAUCUGUGCAUGCAGGGAAAUGAUAGAAUACGGAGUUCUUGGAACUGUCUCAUUUCAGGCUGAAGGCAGGGAGGACAAUUUUCCAAUGCUUCCCUGCAAGAAGAGGGGGGGGAAAUAUCUUGAGGUGUAGAACAGUCUCUUGCAUUUCAGGAGGUAGAUUAGCCUUGUUCCUGACAUGCUACUUUUCAGUAUGCAGGUAUUUUUGUUUGUUUGUUUGAGUGUGUGUCGGGAGGGGUGAGCUGUUCAAACAUGCAAUGCCUCUUCUUUUAUCUGAAGGAGCCUUGUCCUGGGCCGCCUGUGCCCUGUGGUUGAUCUGCGUGUCUUGGUCACUGUGUGAAAACUGAAAUUCCAUUUGGGAUUUGGGGAUCUUUAACAAAAGGAGAAAGAAGCCAGACUCAUGCAGUCUGGGCAAGUAGUCCCGUUGAUCCAGCCUUUUUUAACUUUUUUUUUUUUGGCUUAUUCAUUGUCUGCAAAAAGAAAACAGCAGGAAACUUGCGCUGUGGAGGAAUCCAUCUGGACAGACAGACCUCCACCUGGGUAGUCCCUGCAUUCAGAUUUGGACUCUGCUCAGUCAUUUGCUUGUUGGGAGUUCUGUUGAUUAUGCACAGCUUUCCUUUCUCUGCCCUUCCUUCAGCUUUCUUGUUUGCACAACUAUUUUUGAAUCCAUUCUUCAGUGUCACUUAAACAUAACAGAGAAUUCCUGAACACACUUGUUGCCACUGCGUUGAAGACAUUGCUGGUUGCCUUAAUGACUCUCCUGUUCUGCUUUCCCUAUCUGAUAGCAACAUUGUCUUGGGUUCUUCUUCCUCCUCGAGUAGUUUGUAAGUGGCUUCUUUUAGUGUUUACACAAAUUAACAAAGCUUGUAGAUUGCUUUCAUGUCGGAGUUCCUUUAUUCAUUCUCUGGAUUACUUUUUGUUACGUUGUCAUGUCUCCCAGAUAGGAUUAUAUCCAGGAACCUUCAGGUUUUAAUAUUGGGUAAAAGUCUGGGAGUGAAGUUUAAAAAAAGCAUCCUCUUUGAAGAAAACUGUUAACGAAAUGAAGUUUUAAGUGUCCUGGCCUGGAAUUGUGGGCUUUGGGGGAAAAAAAUCUUGUACUCCUCUUUCCUUUUGCUUUUAUGGUCCGUUCCAGACAUUAGAUAGCGAUGGUUCAGUCAUGAUAACAGAGAGAGGGGAAUUGGGGGACAGUCAUAGAGGGGUGUGUGGGUGCGCAGAAGCUAAAACGUAUCCAAACAGAAUGAUUCAAAUGGAAUAUCACAGUGCUUGUUCGGAUCAUAUUGAUCUUAACUUUUUUUUUCCUGUUUUCGUUUUUCACUAUUACUUGAAUCAGUUUUGAUUCUGUUUGUGUUUUCUUGUUAGAAACUCUUCCAUUCCUGUUGUGUUGUUCUUUUGGCAUUAUAUGAAGAUUCACAGCUUUAUUUUUCUUCCUGUGCCCCCCCCUUCCCCCAAAACAACUCCUCUGCAGGAGAUGUAUGGUUAAGAUGGCUAUUUACUUGCCUCUGGGCCUGAUGGUCAGUAACUGACUUUGGUAAUGACAUUUCUCUCUUUUAAUUUUAUUUGUGUGUUUGUGAGAUGUGGAUAUUGCUUUGCAAAAAUAAAGUUUAUUACUAUCAGUCCCCUUGAAAAUA
This is a messenger RNA of Sphaerodactylus townsendi, 3493 nucleotides long. RefSeq names its product transmembrane protein 248 (gene TMEM248). The record is from RefSeq and is a predicted model, not a curated record. NCBI's taxonomy places the organism in Eukaryota, Metazoa, Chordata, Lepidosauria, Squamata, Sphaerodactylidae. The coding region runs from base 161 to 1105 and encodes 314 amino acids. The transcript is spliced from 7 exons.